AUGUUUGGAAAAUAUUUUAUUUUAUUAACGGCGCUGACGGCAACAUGCGCAGCCAGUCUUAUGAGGGUGCCGCUGUACCGCAUGAAGACCGUCCGGGAACACUUCCAUGAAGUGGGCACGGAGCUGCACAUGGCCCGCAUCAAGUAUGCGACCGGUGGGCCCGCUCCUGAACCUCUCUCCAACUAUUUAGAUGCUCAAUAUUAUGGCCCCAUUUCGAUCGGGAACCCUCCCCAGACAUUCAAGGUAGUGUUUGACACUGGCUCCUCCAAUCUCUGGGUUCCGUCCAAGAAAUGCCACUACACUAAUAUUGCUUGUCUUCUUCACAAUAAGUAUGACAGCAGCAAGUCCAAGUCUUAUCACAAGAACGGCACGGAGUUCUCCAUCCACUACGGCUCCGGUUCCCUGUCAGGGUUCCUCUCCGUCGAUGACGUCACACUGGGAGGAAUGACGGUCAAGUCGCAGACGUUCGCAGAGGCGAUGUCGGAGCCGGGGCUGGCGUUCGUGGCCGCCAAGUUUGAUGGCAUUCUUGGCAUGGCCUUCGCCAGUAUCGCCGUGGACGGGGUGACGCCGGUGUUCGACAACAUGGUGAAGCAAGGCCUGGUGGCGCCCGUCUUCAGCUUCUACCUCAACAGGGACGCGUCAGCUGCGCAGGGCGGUGAGCUGGUGCUGGGCGGCUCGGACCCCGCUCACUACCGCGGGCCGCUCACCUACGUGCCGCUCUCCAAGGACACAUACUGGCAAUUCAAAAUGGACGGCGUCCUCGUCAACGGAUCCAGCUUCUGCAAACGAGGUUGCCAGGCCAUCGCGGACACGGGCACCUCCCUGAUAGGCGGCCCAGUGGACGAGGUGGCAGCCCUGAAUGCCAAGAUCGGCGCGACCCCGAUGGCGUUCGGUCAGUUCGCCCUGGACUGCUCCCUCAUCCCCCACCUGCCGCCCGUCACCUUCACCAUCGCCAACCAGCAGUUCACUCUCGAGGGCUCCGACUACGUGCUCCGGGUGUCUCAGUUCGGUAAGACGGUGUGUCUGUCGGGCUUCAUGGGGCUGGACAUCCCUCCGCCCGCCGGCCCGCUGUGGAUCCUGGGAGACGUGUUCAUCGGUCGCUACUAUACAGAGUUCGACGUCGCCAACAAACGCAUCGGCUUCGCGCCCGCCCUCUAG
Molecule: messenger RNA, 1158 nt
Organism: Danaus chrysippus (African queen)
Lineage: Eukaryota; Metazoa; Arthropoda; Insecta; Lepidoptera; Nymphalidae
Source: the annotation of a GenBank genome assembly